UUAUGUGUCUAGAUAGCCAACUCACGUGUUUUUUAGACACAACCAUAGACAACAGCUAAUCAGCUUACCGUUUCAGCCACCAUUUUUUCUUAAGGCGUAAAUAACUUUAAACGUUAUUAUUGUGCAUUGGUUUGGACAUUAGGGCAAACAUUUAUAAAUGUCUGGUGUUUUUUCAGACAAGAAACAAUCCACUGGGUCCUGUUCUUCGACUGUGGUUUAACAAAGUCCGGAUUAGUUUACAUAUCCCGGAUUGAGCUAGCUCGAUAUCUGAAAUUGAGUUUUGUUCGGUUCUUCCAACAACAAUAUCUCGGAUUUUAAUUUCAAGAAGACUUUUGUUUAUUAAGAGAACUGAGCGUUCGUGCGAGGAUUGAAAAGUUCGUCUAACCAACUAUCAUCAUGGCUAAACAGCGUGCUGCAUAUUUCAGCCCUGCUGAAUUGCAACUUCUAAUUGAAGGAUAUGACGAAGUUAAACAUUUAAUAAAAACUAAAGGGAAUACAAUAGCGGCUGCAAAAGUCCGUCAGGACGCGUGGCGAAAAAUAUCUGUCAAAUUAAACGCAUCUAACCCUCUGGGACCUAGAAGAACGUGGCAGCAAGUGAAGACGAAAUACAAGAACAUCGUUCAAAGUGCUAACAAGAGAAAGGCUGCCCUGAAGAAGAUGGGACUACUCCCAACCAAAGAGGAGUACAUAGAUGAAGAGGAGCUGCCCCCUGAGAAUGAUGUGGAAGGUCCCAUCAUAGAGAGAAUAAUUGGCGGCUGCUGCUCUGAUCCUGGAGAUGAGGCUGGCUGCAGCAGUUAUGUCAAAGUGAAUGAUCAUGGAUUGAACCUCCUUCCGCCACCUAUAUUAUCAGAUGAUGAGCUGGACUCUGAACCUGUGGAAGAUGUUAAGACCUUAUACAUGAAGUAUCUCCAAGUAGAGAUCUCCAACAGAAAGCAGGAAAUGGCAUACAGAGCCUUAAAAAUGCGCAAAGUGGAGAAGGAAAUACAGUUGUUGGACAGGAAGUUGGAUGCUGAUCUUUGAUAUGCAAUAAAGCAUUUUAUAUAAACCUACUGUUUUCUUUACAAUUUUUAAAAAUUCACAAUUCACAGCAUUUAUGUAUAGCAAGAGCGCUAUUAAACUGUCUGAGAUGCUUGGCAAGGAGGAAGGUAUGGCCGGGUCCAUGAGAAAAGGCUGACAUAUGUAGCCUCUGUCACCAGACUGAAUCAUAAUGGGUUGGGAUUUUCACCUUGCUAAAAUUUCUGACAUAAAACUGACUCCAUGAUGGAUAUAAUGGAGUUGACACUAGCACAUUUGAUCUCAACAAUUAUGGACAUUGACAAGUCAGUGGACAUCUGUUAUAUGGGCCAUUCUACAGAAUUGGUGCAAACUGCUGUCCCACAACCAAAAAACACAUUUAAAAAGCAUUUAAAUAUUCAAAUUUAAUUGUUUACUAAGAUCCUUAUAUUAUCUAUUGAAUCCCACAAUAAUAUUUAAAAUAUUAGUAAGCUUAAUAUAAAUAAAAUUUUCAUGUCACUACCGAAA
Messenger RNA from Ctenopharyngodon idella (grass carp), 1521 nucleotides. Its product is annotated as GT1 domain-containing protein. Lineage: Eukaryota; Metazoa; Chordata; Actinopteri; Cypriniformes; Xenocyprididae. The transcript has 6 exons. Gene Ontology annotation, cellular component: nucleus. The coding region runs from base 397 to 1020 and encodes 207 amino acids. The record is from RefSeq and is a predicted model, not a curated record.